Molecule: messenger RNA, 618 nt
Organism: Quercus lobata
Lineage: Eukaryota; Viridiplantae; Streptophyta; Magnoliopsida; Fagales; Fagaceae
Exons: 1
Coding region: 1-618 (205 amino acids)
Source: RefSeq, a predicted model, not a curated record
AUGUACAAUAGUUGGACGGACUCUGUGGAGCAUGUGAGCCAUUUUAACCAGAGAAUGGCUAUGCACUCCAAGAACAAGGCCUUGAUGUGCAAGGUAUUCCCCUCUAGUUUAGGACCCGUGGCAAUGAGAUGGUUCGACGGUUUGAGGGCAGGUUCCAUUGACUCCUUUAAGGAACUCACUAAGGCAUUUGGGUCUCGCUUUAUCACAUGCAAUAGGGUCCCUCGGCCCUUGGAUUUCUUGUUGUCUCUGUCCAUGAGAGAGGAGGAUACCUUGAAAACAUAUUCAGAUAGAUACUGGAAAAUGUUUAAUGAAAUAGAUGGCAACUUUAACGACGUUGCCGUCAGGACUUUCAAGGUCAACUUACCCGUCGAGUAUGGCUUAAGGAAGUCUUUGAUUGGGAAAGCUGCUACCGGUGUACGCAAACUCAUGGAUAGGAUAGAUAAGUAUAAACGGGUCGAGGAAGACCAACAGCAAGGCAAUGGGAAGAGUAAGGUUAUCCCCCAAGAGAGGAGGGAUUUCAGUCAGACCGUUACAACAAUAACAGACCCCAAAGGGAUUUUGCAGGGCAAUUCGGGCCUACCGCUCCUCAGAUGGUUAACACUAUGUUUCGAGAACUAG